Molecule: messenger RNA, 763 nt
Organism: Megachile rotundata (alfalfa leafcutting bee)
Lineage: Eukaryota; Metazoa; Arthropoda; Insecta; Hymenoptera; Megachilidae
Source: RefSeq, a predicted model, not a curated record
UUCGGUCUAAAUUGAAUAGCAAUUGCAAAUCGGACGUUGGUUCGUGUUCAUCCAUCGACGAUACUGUUCGAGGAAUCGAUCGAACGACAAACGACACCGUCCGAUAAGCCGGCCGAUAAAAGCAGCAUUUUUGGUUGUUCGAAUCGCGACUCCUCGUCAAAAGUGAUAUGCUGUAGCGCGCGGAGACAACGUCACGGCGACAAUGACGAGCGAGAUGAACGCGACAAAGGUCGAAAAUUCGACCAGCACGAUGAAUCUCGUAUCUACGAUAUCCUCCUCGUCGCCACCUAGCGCGGUCGCAGCCGCGAUUAGCGCUGGCACAGCAAUUCCGACUAAUCCGUCCACGACAGUAACGGGUGGAGCUGUGGUCACCAGCACGGCUAAACCUGACCAUCAUACCUACAACGUGACCGGCUAUCUUGUGGAGCACGACGAGCUCGAUCACAGUAUACUGGCUGGUUUCUCCGAUAUACAGACGGUUUUUCUAGCCUGUUUCUCGACGCUGCUGCCGUUGAUCGUCGCGCUGGGAAUCGCCUUUGGCGUCAGGCACGUGUGGAGGAAAUAUCGGGACAGACGAGACAGCUCGAGUGGAUUGCCCUGGUACAGAAGUGUCUGCUCUCGAGACAAUACCGCCGAAUCCUUGCAUCAUCGACCUCACUCGGGAAGCAUAACCGUUCAGUCUGCUACGAGGAUUCUCUCUGCACAAGACGUGAGUACGGGUUUUACUAGCCAAAUGGAAACGAUUCCCUUAAUUCGUUCGUGA